CAUUGACGCGCUACUAUGGUAACAAAGUAAUUUCGCUUAAAGCUUGAAAAAUAACAACAUAACUAUAAAUAUAAACGUAUAUUGCACCCAUAGUUUAUACAUUUUUUUGAAACAUAAACAAAUAAAAAAUGAUGGUGAAUAUGGACUUUGGAGUUAGGUUAAAUCAGACAGAUUAAGAAAUAGACUAUUUAACAGUAAUAGGCCUAGCCAUUUUUUUAUUGUUUAAACAGUGACAGCUACCAUUCGGACUACUCUACUAUUUUGGUGGAUUCGACUAAAAGUCUAAGGCUAAGGCUAGUGUUUGAAACAUAUCAAAUCCUGAGAAGAAAGAGUGAAUUUAAACAUAAAUUUAAACAAAAAUCAUUUUACUUAAUAUGUAGUUCAUGUAGCAACUGACAUUAUUAUUAUUAAUAUUAUUCAAUACACCGAGUAGCCUACGCCUACGAGUGUGUCAACUUGACUUGAGUCUUGACGAGACCUUAAACUUUAAGUCUUUAAGUUAAAUAAAGACACUAAAAGUAAAGGCAAGCCAUUUAGUAAAUCGGCAUGAGUUCUACGAAUACUGCGGCAAUAGGAUUUUUAUCAACACCAGCAAAGCUACCAAAGGAAUGGUGAGAAUAAUUAUAUUAUAUAAUAUAGCAAUAAUUUUUAGCGAUAUCCGAAAAUUUUGUUAAGUUAAGCAAUAUAUGUUUUAUUUUAUUUUCCAUUUCAAACUAUUUUAUUAUUUUAUUAGCAUAUUUAUAUUAUCAGAUUGAAAGCAUGAUCAUUUUGAAAUAUGAGAAUUAGCUCUUUAAAUUUAAACUGUUUUUUCAUAUGUACUGCUUUACAUUUAAUUCAAAUAUGUGAAUAUUGUGAAGGUGUUACAAUUCAAAAGAACACUUCUUAUAUUUUCUAAUGAUAUGAUUCUUAAGGCAAAUCACAUGGCACAGUCAUUAUUAGUAAAUCAGAAAAAUCAAUAAAAUUUAAAAAAUUGGCACAAGCAGAGCAUUAUUUUGCAAAGUAAACGUAAUCAAUAUUGAUUUUUUAAAAAUCAGAUGUAAAUAUUUUACAUUUAUUCUUUUAAUCCCUCAUGUGCCAAAUGGAGCUUUCUGCUUAUCGCCUGCUUCUUUUAGAGCUGUCUGCAGUGUAAGGCAUAAGGUUUCUACUCCACAGGUCCUCUGUUGUUUAGCACAAGAACUCUAUAUGUUUUCCAUGGUUUCUUGUUCCCAGGGCUGUCUAUCUGAAUGUUGUCCUUAGAGCCACAGUCUUGUCCUCUUUUUAAGUUGAAUCUAAUUAUUUUAAAUAUCACUAGCAACUAUUAAUUUUAAAAAGAAACACAUAUGACAUAUUUUAGUUUUCAUUGGAAUCACAAAACAAUUGAAGUUAAAGCUUAAUUCGUCAUCCACAGGCAGCCUAAACUCCAUGAAUGGAAGACUUACCACUGUAGUCAUCCAGAUGUUGCAAGGGUCAGUACACUUUGCUAUGACACUUUUAAAACAUUUAACUUUUGCAAACUAUUCAGUUGAAUGCUAAUUGGUAGAUAUGUAUUUUUUGGGGUAUGAAAAUUUAUUUUUUACCCCAUAUAUAGGGACCUACCUACUAAUGUUUUAUACCCCCCCUCCCACCCUCUUAAGACAUAUUUUCUUACUGACCAAUCUUACUUAACUACAAGUUAUUUAUGUUGUUUUCCACAAAAUUUGACAGAGUAAUUCAUUUAUUAAUGUAACAGAUAGUGAUUGCUUGACCAAAUUGGGUGGCACAUCAUCAUUCUCAUUGAAAACUAAUCAAACUUAUUUAUAAAUUCUUCUUAUUUUAGGCCGGCUGGAGGAAAUGGAGUGGUGAACACCCAGAUUGGUAUGCUUGGAGGUCAACCUCACGCCAUCCAGACUGGUUUAAUCGAGAAACUAACCAGAUUAGACGAGGUAAAUUUUGAAACUGACAUUGUAUGAGAAAAAUGCUUGCAGAACUAGAUUUAAAAAAAAUAAUACUUAGAAUUUCAAGAAGUGAUAAUUUGUUAAUUGACAACGUCAAGAUUGAAUAAUAAAUACUGUUAACAUGAUAGUUGAUAGAUGUAUUACUAUAGCUUAUAAUCUAUUCGCAUCAAUAGAAAUUGGAACAAAGCCCAAUUUUUCUUUGAGAAAAUAUCCAUAUGCGAAAUCAAAUUGCAAUAUGAACAUGUUAGAUCAUCAAGUCAGAUGUAGUUCCAACACAGCUUUGAGCUUUUUAAUGUCCAAUUUUUAAAUUCUCUUUAAAAAUUUUUUUAAAAGAUUAUUAUGGUCAUCAAAAUUCUGCAGAAAUGGAAUGCAUUGAUUAAAAAAGCAAACCAAGAAGAUUAGGAGUUGUAGAAUACUUAGCAAUAUUGAACGGAAAUUUGAAAUUUUACUUCAAAAUGAGAAUGUUUGGGUUUUCCUAUUUUUUGAAAGUUUAAUCAACAGCAAUUAAUUGAGGUUGGGGCCAAACCAUCUGAAAGUUUGACUUUGGAAGGAAUCUUACUGUGUAAUUUGUUUAACUAAAUAAUAAGUUUUAAAUAUUUUCAUAGCGGUAAAUCCAUUUUAAGUUAAUUUCAGGAUAAAAGGACUUUUAAAAUGUUGCUUUACUUAACUCUAAAAAGAGUUAUAAAAUACUGCAUUUGGAAAAAAAGCAUUUGUCUAUAUAAAUAAAAAUAAUAAGAAAAUGAAGAUAAGUUCUUGUAUUAAAUAUCCCUUAUGUUUAUAGUCAACGUUUCUUGAAAAGCUGAAAAUAUUUAUAAAAUGCACCUUUUAACCGCAGUUGACUUUUUUCUACUCUAGCGGACUACAAGAACAUUAAUUGGCACUGGGAGCAACCAUCAAAACCAACAUCUAGAAAGCAUGAUGACUUUGUUCCAUACAACAAUGAAAUCAUAAUGAAAGAUGUCCAGAAAGCCAUGCCACAUAACAAAGGCUAUCGGGGUAAUUGGAGUUACCCAGUACCUUUCCCACAGGAAAUACCAACCCCAAAAUGGGGUCUGUACAACCCCCCACACUAUCAGGAACCAACCAGGCUCAACCAUUUCCCACCCAUACGCUACGAUGGACACCAACCAAGGAUGCAGUAAAGACAACGCUGGGUGUCAGUAUGAAAACCUUCUCAUCACUAUCAAAUGUUUUUUAGCUUCACUCUGUCACAACAAUUGUGGGUACAAAAUAUCUUUAUAAAGAAAUGUAGACUUAAUUUAACAACCCCUAAAAACAAAAGUUUUUCGUAUAAAUAUUUAUAUGCACUUAUAAUUUUCUUUUAUUCUAAUUUCCCACAAGAAAAUAUCAUGGACAAAACGCACUUGCAAUAUUUAAAAAAAAAUCUCAUCUAGCGCAGUUAUUAGAAAUUUAAUUUAGUGAAAUCAGUGGCAUCAUAUUUUCUUCAUCUUCCCCUGGAAAAACAGAUAUUUGGGGCUUU
Messenger RNA from Lymnaea stagnalis (great pond snail), 3393 nucleotides. NCBI's taxonomy places the organism in Eukaryota, Metazoa, Mollusca, Gastropoda, Lymnaeidae. The record is from the annotation of a GenBank genome assembly.